Messenger RNA from Radiomyces spectabilis, 1052 nucleotides. Its product is annotated as rac protein. Gene Ontology annotation, biological process: establishment or maintenance of cell polarity; actin filament organization; small GTPase-mediated signal transduction. Lineage: Eukaryota; Fungi; Mucoromycota; Mucoromycetes; Mucorales; Radiomycetaceae. The record is from RefSeq and is a predicted model, not a curated record. The transcript has 4 exons. Gene Ontology annotation, cellular component: plasma membrane; cell cortex; cytoplasmic vesicle. Bases 319 to 897 code for a protein of 192 amino acids. Gene Ontology annotation, molecular function: GTP binding; protein kinase binding; GTPase activity.
CUCGUACAAUCCGCAAUUCACUUUGCUUAAUCUGGAUUUCACGUGUUUCGCUUCUCUUACUCUUUUUCUCUCAUUCUUUUCUCUGUUUCCCUCUUGUGCCCGCCCUUUCUUUUUCCUUGUCGUACAGUUCGUUUGGUUAUUUUUCCUCUCUUCUUUCUUUUUGUUCCUUUCUCUUUGGAAAACCUCUGCAGCGAAUUUAUUUUCUCCCCAAUUCGCUUCCAGCUAGUCAAAGGCGACUUCUUUUUUUUUAUUCCAUUUAUUGACCCUCCCUUUCAUCGUUUUUUCACGUCAUCUGUCAUCUCCAUUCAGUUUUAAACCAUGCAAUCCAUUAAAUGUGUCGUGGUGGGCGAUGGUGCCGUUGGUAAAACCUGUCUACUGAUAUCAUACACUACCAACGCAUUUCCGGGCGAAUACAUCCCAACAGUUUUCGACAAUUAUUCGGCUAAUGUCAUGGUGGACGGCAAACCUAUCAAUUUGGGAUUAUGGGAUACGGCCGGUCAAGAGGAUUACGAUCGUCUUCGUCCACUGUCUUAUCCCCAAACUGACGUUUUCUUGAGCUGUUUCUCCCUUGUCAGUCCUCCCUCCUUUGAGAACGUCAAAACCAAGUGGUAUCCUGAAAUCAGUCAUCACGCACCCAAUAUUCCUAUCAUUUUAGUCGGUACCAAGCUGGAUCUUCGUGAGGAACGCGAGACGGUGGAACGGCUUCGCGAGAAACGUAUGGCCCCCAUCACGUAUUCUCAGGGAGUUCAAAUGGCCAAAGAUAUUGGCGCCGUCAAAUACCUCGAAUGCUCCGCCUUGACCCAGCAAGGACUGAAAAAUGUGUUUGAUGAAGCCAUUCGUGCCGUAUUAUCCCCUCCUGCGGCUCCAAGAAGAAAAAAGGGCUGCUUGAUCCUGUAAUAUAGCGUUACUUUUUCUAUAUCCACCGUAUUUUCUUUUCCUCAACCUGUCCUCUCCGUAUAGUCUUUCUUUUCUUUCGUUUUUUUUCUUUUUCCUUUUUUUUUCUCAAUUGUUCGUAGUACUCACAAAUUUUAAUGUUUUAUCUUAUGCAAUCG